UAAACGUAUAUUUUCACUUAUUUGCUAUAAUCAUUACACUCCCAAGCAAAACUUAAAAAAUUGAGAAAAGUCCUGCGUUUAUUCGAUGAAAUGGCUGUGUAAAUAUAUUUGACGGCAUAUUUUCAAGGCUAAAGUCAUCGGUGCCACUCAGGAGAGAGAAAAACUUGAGCGAGCUCAGUUAUCCAGAAUGGCAAAAGCGUUGAGGUUCAUUUUUUUUCUCAGCGUCAGCGUUGUUAUUUUAGCAGAUUUUACCUUUUCCCAAACUGCGGAAGACGAAUACUGCCCAGAUAGUACAUACUAUGACGUCAACCUUGACAGUUGCAUCGAAACAGACACGACAGACACAAAGAAAGAUUCCACCGUAACUGAAGAUCCUGAAGUCGAGAGUGACAUUGUGCAAUUUUCGAUAAUAGCCGUUCCAAAACGAAGAAUAAUAUGCAUGGAAGGUGACAUUAUGGACCGAAACCGAAAAAUGUGUUUUAAAGGAAGACGCACUAAGAAAUAAGCAGUAUGACGAAGAUUUUUAGUUAAAAACGUGUUCAACAGAGACCGAAUAUAAUGCUACUCUAUUUACCGAGUAGAAUGUGCGCUACGCGAAUUCACUUUUUUAGUUUUUAGUUUAGCUUGAACAAUAAAAAAGCGCAAUCCUCAAUCCUAUCUCCCGCUAAAAUAGUUACUUUUAACAAAUAUGUUUAAUUCAAACUGACAAUAGUGAGUAUCUAUGAAAAAAUACAGCUUUUAAUUUAAAAGGUACAUUUUUGUACUAUUACAAUUAUAACUAAAAUAUUCCUACUAGGCAUUUAUUUGUAUUAUAUAUGAAUUGCGAUGUAAAGUGUAAUUAUAAAUAAACUCAUUACCAUUUUACAUAAAAUGUACUUUAUUGCUACUUUAUGCUUUUUAUUAAGUCAUUUUAGCGUGAUCAUUCUUUAUGAGAUUGGUGUAGAAUAAAACAAUGAGCGAUGUUAAUGAGCGGAUCUUAAUAAUAAGUUUCGUGUAUAGCUGUGGGGGCCGCCUCAAUUAAGCCCUCUAUGAAUGCGUGACAGUAAGUACUUAAGAGGCAUGGGUGGUUUUCACGAGUUCACACCAAAAUAUGAAGCAGCUUGUCUCGUUACUUGUCUUUUUCCUUGUUUUGCAUGGAUGUCGGGCACGGGCGCAAGAGCCACCCCACGAUUACGAUGACUGCCCACCAGGGUUACACUGGAGCGAGGGCAGGUGCAAGUCUUCCGUCAGGGUUAGGUUCGGGACAAAUGAUAACCAACAAGCACCAGCAUUUCUGUCAUCACCAUUACUUGUCACAUCUGCGAGGCCACUUCUACAAUCAGGUGCUAUUCAUCUCUUAAACAAAGACAAGUGUCUGCCAGGCUACAAGCAGAAUAAGCAGGGAGUUUGCAAGGCUUCUUAUCUCCAUCCUCUUCAGUGGUUUUAUCGACUGAACCCCCUUUACGCCGGCAACUCACUUAAUCAAUUUACGCACGGACUUAAUCACCCAUAUUUUGCAUACUUGCCAUUUUUGUAUAACGCCCUUUCAUUGAGCAAAGGCAUUAAUUCGUUGCCGUAUGCCAACAGAUUUUGGGGGUAUCUGAAUUAUGGCAGUUUGUUCCCAUACAGAUAUCACGGUCUAUCCAUAUGCCCCCCAGGCUAUCAGGUUUACCGAGGAAAAUGCCAACCGUACGUUGACUAUUCACUGCUGCACCACGUCUGAGCUUUUCAUAAUCAAUUUUAAUUUUUAUGUGUUUAAAAAAUAGUUGGUUUUACACAAAACAAUAUAAUAUGUUGUACUCUUUAUUGAUAAUGCUGUUCUCUUAAAAGAAUUGAAACAACCCACCUCAGUGUAAUGCUGUAAAAUUAUAAAUCGCUUUUUAACCCUAUAUUGCGCUUUAUGGUGUACUGUUAGCUUUUCAAACCUGCGAAUUGACAUAUACGAUAUUGAAAUUUUAAUUUAUAUUUACUGCUCUGGUUUCCUUGACUGAAGAUUUUAAUAUUUUAAGUGUUUUACACCCUAAAGCACUCCACCCGCUUUUCGGCGUCCUCACCUCGCCCUCUCUCUAUUCCUCUCUCGCGCAUCCCGUCCAUAAGAGAUUAACUAGAUUUCAUUUGAAUGCCCUUCCAACUCGACUCUCAACUGCUCCUCGAUGACACCACGGCUACACAUUUAUGAGGACGACAACCAGGACCAGUCAAAGAUAAAGACGAAUGAAUGGAACUAAUGAUUAUUUUUACAUUGCUUUUUAAUCUCAAUAGAGAUAUGAAAUUCCAAUUAAAAAAUUUAUUUUCAAAGGGACACUCAUCAACAGUGCUUAACCUUCGAGCGACCAAAUAAAAUGAUAUUAAUAAAGCUUUAAUUAAACGCCGAAAGUUUAAAUAUGUAAAUUAAAUACACAUGCGUAGUACUUUAGCCUUACGCAUCAGUAAAGGCAAAUAUGUAGUUACAGAAAGUGCUGCGCAUUAUAGAGGCACCAUACGCCGAGCCGCUGUUUUUGCCGUGGCACCUCAUCCUCAUUAUUUGACCGCAGAGAUUUUUUUUGGUUAACCAAUCAUUGGACAAGGCCACUUUGUGCGUCCUCUUCCGUCCUUUGUUUCCGUGCCCUCAGCUUUUAAAUACUUGCAAUGUAAGUACAUCACUAUCAGAUCAUAAAAAAUGGCACGUCACAUUGGUUUGUUACUUUUUCUGCUCUCGUCAGCAAUAUUGGUAGCGUUCGGACAAUAUCAACGUAUCCCCAGUGGAUUUCCUGGUCCAAGCGGUCCCGCUGGUCCCGCUGGAGGACAAAUUGGAGGCCCCGCGAGACCUCCAGAAGGGCCGACCGGUGUGGCCGGUUCGCCAACAAGACAUCAUUGUCCGCCAGGAUCAGUUUUUGUCAAGAUAUUAAAUCGCUGUAAGGUGCACACCCUAAUAGCUAGAAAUCCAUCUCCGUAUUAAAUAACGUUGUAUGUAAGCGAUAUAUAAGUGUAAAUUAUGCAGGAUGAAGAUUUUAAGUCCUUCCUUGUUAACACAUAAUGUAAAAUGCUGUUUUCUUUAAUUUUGAAGUUUAAGCCUAAAAUAUACAUUUUCAAAUUAUCACAGAAGUUUCAAUUUACUGUUUUUACAUACCCAUCAAUCUGACUUACUAUGCGUGGUGUAAAACAGUCGCAAAAAAGGGGUGCAUAAUUAAAAAAGACUGCAUCAGGUUCCAGGAAAAUUUAAUACUUUUAGCAGUUUUAAAUUACCAAAGUUAAAAUUACCAAACUGGGAUAUAUAUUAAAAAUGCAAACAAAACUAACUCACCCUCUACGGGUGAUAUUAAUUGUUUCUCUCUUUUUAACGCAAAGCUUGUUGAAAUUUCAGCAAAGAUAAAAAAAUCAGUCGCUGGUUGAUUUUCCUUAUAGUAUAUGUUUAAUUUAAGAUUCAAAUUUGCUUUAAAUAUUUUUUUAAUUAAGUAUAUCUGGUACUUGUUUUAACUCUUAUUUCCCAAAAUUUUAAAUUAUACUUCAAAAGGACACAUUUGGUUGAACGUAAUUAAGCUCAUCUAAAUUAAGCUCAAUAUUUUUUGUAAGAGGCGUCUCAAUAAACUUUAUUCACCUCUACGAUCUAUAAAUCUUCACCAAAACGAAUGAAAUACAAUCACAUCCAGACUCGUCAGUAGCCACACUGUGUUCAAUAAUUUAUUUUCAAACUGGUUUGCGAACACAUCCACUUCUCUGACCUUUUCCCACAAAAAAACGGUGCGGCGCAAAGUAUAAAAUCGCAGUCGCCACUCCCUGUGAGUCAGUAGCUGGGGACAUCUUUUCCUGUUUGCAAGUAGCCACAGCCUAAAUAUGUGGCACGUGAAAAUAGUCGGCCUUCUCGUAUUCUUUAUUACGAUGAUUUGCAUCAGUGGAGCUCAGAACUUUGGACAAGGGGCGAAUUUAAACAACCCUUUACAACGACAACCACAGAAUUCUUUCAACCAACGCCAGCAGCCGUUACAACCACAGCAAAACAAACAAAGGGUCAACCAAGGUCGACCAGGCGUUCCACCUUAUCAACAGCAACAAUUCAAUCAGGGACCAUCCUGGCAGCAAAGUAGACCGCAACAGCAAAUACGACCCACCAACCCAAACUCUAAACCAAAUAAUCAACCACAACCAGUCACAACAAUUUUCGAUCCACCUGAAAGAAGGUGCGAUGAAGGUGAAGUCUGGGACCCCAGGACGGAAACAUGUAGAAAUAGGUCUUAAUUGAAAUUGAUUAGUCCUUGAUUAAUUUGUUUCUGCCCGAUUAUUUAGGAUCUAAAUUUUCUGAGAUUUUAUCUGUUUUAUAUUAACAAUAUAAAUGGCUCUUUUUGUCACAUAACAAUGUUAUAUUGAUAUUUGGACUCGUAAAAUAUACCUAUUUAUAGAGUGCAGUGUUGAAAAACCUUGUAAAAAACCAUUAAAAAUUGUGAGCUUCGCAAUGUUUUAAUUUUCGAUUUAUUAAGGCGUAUAAUUAACACAAAUUCCGUAGUUAAAAUUUUGCUCAUUCGAAUCUUUGUACCAAAUGUAACAAAUUAUUAAGAAAAAUAAAGUAUUCAUAGUUGAAAGAA
Cloeon dipterum is the source of this 4538-nucleotide messenger RNA. RefSeq lists its product as uncharacterized. The transcript is spliced from 6 exons. The coding region runs from base 1091 to 1702 and encodes 203 amino acids. NCBI's taxonomy places the organism in Eukaryota, Metazoa, Arthropoda, Insecta, Ephemeroptera, Baetidae. The record is from RefSeq and is a predicted model, not a curated record.